UUCCUGAAACGGCAUGCAGCGGACUCCCAUCCGUGGUGUUAGAACAACCGUCCUUCGUGAUCAGAUCUCCGGGAUCGUGCCGUGACGAUGAUUCUUUCCCCAUGCGUAGGCGGUCGGACACCUGUUUCGCACAUUCACGCCAUAAAGCAUCGGUCGUAAGGCGCGUAAGGUCUCGAGUGCGCUGUCUCCACAGGAUCGUUAUGACGGGGCCCAACCUUCAUUUGGACAGCACCAUCGGAUGUUUCUUCGUCGGCAUGGUCUUUGCUAUAGUACUAUAUGGUUGUUCCUGUGCUCAGGCAUUGUAUUACUUUUGGCAAUAUCCGGAGGACCGAGCGAGAAUGAAAUUCUUUGUUUGUCUAUUAUGGGCUCUCGACACGGCUACGACAGCAACGCACAUUGAGACAAUAUGGGGAUUCCUGCUCCGAGGGCACUUAAACCCACUAGCACUCACAGUAAUGCCGAUCGCUGGGCCUAUCGAGUGGUUUCUUGCAGCUACCAUUGUUGUCAUUGUGCAGUUGUAUUACAUUUACACUAUAUGGAAGCUCGUUGGAGAGCGCUGGUUCAGAUUACCCCUCGCGGUGAUGGCGACCCUGUUGUCCUUGCUAUCAUAUGCGUUCGGCAUCCAAGACACCCACUUGAUCAUAAACCACCCCGAGCUUCCAGGCGCCUUCAUGAAUAAUAAAGCCAAGACUGCAUCCUUCGUACAACCACUGCUCGCCGCCAUUGCCGACAUUUAUAUCACUGCUGCACUGUCGCUGCUCCUGCGGCGAGAGAGAAGUGCUUACAGACGUACAUCAUCGCUCCUUCGCAAGUUGACUGUCUAUAUCAUCAAUCGUGGUGUCCUUACUGCGGUACUGCAGAGCCUUCAAGCCAUCUUAGUGAGUCUGUUUUAAUUAUUUGAUGCCAUCUGCAGGACGAUGAGGGACAUCUCAGUUCGCGUCCUAUCGCUCAAACGGGUUUUACUGGUCCCUAUUUGCCUUUCCGGGAACGAGAGUAUAUGUGGUAUCGACACUUGCUGUACUGAACGCCCGGCAUUCCAAUC
Messenger RNA from Fomitopsis serialis, 1042 nucleotides. RefSeq lists its product as uncharacterized. NCBI's taxonomy places the organism in Eukaryota, Fungi, Basidiomycota, Agaricomycetes, Polyporales, Fomitopsidaceae. The transcript is spliced from 19 exons. Bases 201 to 893 code for a protein of 230 amino acids. The record is from RefSeq and is a predicted model, not a curated record.